Fusarium subglutinans is the source of this 1554-nucleotide messenger RNA. Its product is annotated as serine threonine kinase. The transcript is spliced from 2 exons. The record is from RefSeq and is a predicted model, not a curated record. The coding region runs from base 1 to 1554 and encodes 517 amino acids. Gene Ontology annotation, biological process: protein phosphorylation. Gene Ontology annotation, molecular function: protein kinase activity; ATP binding. NCBI's taxonomy places the organism in Eukaryota, Fungi, Ascomycota, Sordariomycetes, Hypocreales, Nectriaceae.
AUGCCUUUCCUCAGCCCCGAAGGCGCAAAGCCAACCGUUGAUAUGUUGCGCGAAAAAUUGUCUUCGGCCACUCCUCAGCCACAACCCUAUCACUCUUCUGAUAGCCUUGACGCGACGUUUCAAAGACUCUACGAGUCCCUUCAGUUUGCUCGCCGGAUCAGAGUUUGGAGUCAAAGCCCUCUCAGACAAGGCUCAGCAGUAGCUGGUUUCAUCGAUGCAAGGUUACAGAUCUUGGAGAACAACCUCGAUGCCCUACGACAUGAACUACACGAAAUGGGCUCCAGCAUCGCAACUAGCGUUCCGGACCGUAUUGGCGGAAUCUCGGCCAGUGUAAAAAGAGGUGUAGCCGAUCUUGGGGAACUCCUCGACUUCUACGACAGAAAUAGAGAACAGGAGCGUCAUGAUGCCCUUGACGCUCUGUUUGCCUCACAGUCUAUUCUGCACAUUGAUGGAAGAAGGAGCUGCCCACGAUCCCUACCGAAUCAGCAAGGACUUGUGAAGGUGGCCAUAAGUAUUGCCGAGACCCUGGGGAACACAUCUUUGAAUGGGGAACCUCUGGUUCCCCAAAUGGAGGCAGUGCGAUCGGUCGUGGAGCGUCAGUAUGUCACCACUUACGUACCUUACAAGCCGAAGGGAAUCGAGGACACGGCCCAAGGGAGUUAUGGAGUAGUCAUCGGAGUAGAGCACAGUGAAACCUCUGAGGAACUUGCGAUGAAGACUUUCAAGUGUAAUGAACGGAGCAAGAUUCUUCAGGAGAUUGGUGUUCUCGAAGUUUGCAAUCACCCCAACAUCGUCAAACUGGUCGAAGCCUUCACUGUUGCCAACAACGGCGUCGUUCGUCUUAUAUUGAGACCCUGGGCCCCCUACACUCUUGAAAACUUUCUGAAUUCAGAAGAUGACAAACGCAAAGACCGAUGCAGAUGGUUCAGCCCAGGCUCAUCACAGUCAGACUUGUGCAUUUAUCGAAUCAUGAAGAAGCUAGCACAAGCCGUGGCUCAUAUGAACGGAAUGUCGAUCAAACACAAGGACAUCAAGCCCGACAACAUCUUGCUCCACAAACCCAAUUCCCCAGAUACCCACCCUCUUCUGACCGAUGUUGGUGUGAGUAAGGUAUACAUCCGUGGGGGAUCAACUAAAUUUAGCGACAGUUCAUAUAGCUUCCUCGCUCCAGAGCAAGUUAAGCAUUUGCAGAGCAAUCUCCAUGCGGACAUAUGGCAACUUGGAUGCUGCUUUGCUCUGAUGCUCGGCGUGGCGAAGAGAGGUAAAGCUGGAACAGAGGAAUUGGGGGAUAGCUAUUGCAGUACAAAGCAUGGGCGUUCAUGCCAGAUUGCUUCAGAACACGAGCACUUCAUGACGAGUCUCAACGCCUUGUGUGACGAGAGCCGCUUUGCAGGCGAGGCUUUGAGCAACCGCUUGGCAUAUAAGCUUGUAUCACGCAUGUUGGACACGAACCAUGAAACAAGGCUGAAGAUCCAUCAGGUCUUGUCACGCCUUGACCGACUUGUUGCUCAGAUGAACACAUAUGCAAUGGGAGAUCUAGGAAUGAGCUUGUGA